ACAAGAGCAUAAACAAGCAUGUCUUCCUUCAAAGCUUACGGCAAAGUCAGUGAAUCCGACCAAGCCAAGCUUGAUGCUCGUCGCAAGACUUGCAGGAGAGUCGCCAUCAUAUCCAUUUCCUCCAUAGUUCUUGUCUGCGUCGUAGUUGCCGCCGUGGUUGGAACCGCUACUCAUAACUCCAAAAAAGGUGACGACAAUGGCAAAGGUACGCUUUCCGCUUCCGUCAAAGCCGUUUGUGACGUGACAUUGUACCAGGACUCGUGUUAUUCUAGUCUUGGUCCUAUUGUCAACUCCAGCAAUUUUAAGCCUGAGGAUUUGUUCAAGUUGUCAAUUCAAGUGGCAAUUACUGAACUGUCCAAAGCUGCUACUCAAAUUUCCGAUCAAGGGCUUUUCAAAGGUACUGUCACGGACAAAUUGUCUGUGGCAGCUUUGAAAAACUGUGGCGAGCUUCUGAGUCUUGCCUUGGAUCAUCUCAACGAGUCGUUGUCCGGGGAUGGUUCCUUGGUCGAAGUGGUUGAAGAUCUUAAAACAUGGUUGAGCUCUGCAGGAACUUUCCAGCAGUCAUGUGUAGAUGGGUUUGAGGAUGCAAAAGGAGAUCUAAAAGCUACCAUUGAAAAGUAUCUCAAGACUUCUACUGAACUAACUAGUAACAGCCUUGCCAUUGUCUCUUGGAUUUCGAAAGUAGCCAACUCUGUGAAGCUAAGGCGGUUGCUGAGUCACGAUGGUGCCGCAGCUAGCCAUGGCAUGCCGGAGUGGCUGCACCAGACAGACCGCAGGCUAAUUGAAAGUUCAGAUUUGAGGAAGAAGGCCAACAUUGUUGUGGCCAAAGAUGGGAGUGGCAAGUACAAGACAGUAGGUGCUGCACUGAAGGCUGUGCCGGACAAAAGCAAGAAGAGAACAGUCAUCUACGUGAAGAAGGGUGUUUAUUUCGAGAAUGUUCGAGUGGAGAAGUCCAAGUGGAAUGUUGUGGUGGUCGGCGAUGGAAUGACUUCAACUAUUGUGUCUGCCAGCCUCAACGUUGUGGAUGGAACUCCCACCUUUUCCAGUGCAACAUUCGCGGUAUUUGGUAAGGGAUUUGUCGCCAGAGACAUUGGAAUUCGUAACACAGCCGGAGCGGCCAAGCACCAGGCGGUGGCACUAAUGUCGAGUGCUGACCAAACGGUGUUCUACAGAUGCCACAUUGAUGCUUUCCAGGACUCGCUCUACGUUCAUGCCAAUCGCCAAUUCUACCGAGAAUGCAACAUUUACGGAACAGUUGAUUUCAUUUUCGGAAACUCAGCAGUAGUCCUCCAAAACUGUAAGGUGUUCCCCAAGGUACCAAUGGUUGGCCAGCAGAACACAAUCACGGCACAAGGCAAAAUCGACCCCAACCAAAACACGGGAAUCGCAUUUCAGAACUGCACCAUUUCGCCUUUUGGAGACUUGUCUUCGGUUAAGACUUACCUCGGGAGACCUUGGAAGAAUUACUCCACAACAGUGUACAUGCAAACAUUCAUGGGAAGCUUGAUUCACCCUGAUGGAUGGUUGCCAUGGGUAGGCACAACAGCACCUGACUCCAUUUUUUACUCCGAAUUUCAGAAUUUCGGACCUGGUUCUGUGACAAAGAAUAGAGUUAAGUGGAAGGGCUUGAAAACAAUAACCAGCAAAGUGGCCGGCAAAUUUACCGUGCACUCAUUUCUUGAAGGAACCAAUUGGAUCUCCGAUGCAAGUGUUCCCUAUAAAUCCAACCUCUGACCAUUUGGUGGUCUUCAUGAACAG
Molecule: messenger RNA, 1758 nt
Organism: Rosa chinensis
Lineage: Eukaryota; Viridiplantae; Streptophyta; Magnoliopsida; Rosales; Rosaceae
Product: probable pectinesterase/pectinesterase inhibitor 46
Exons: 2
Coding region: 19-1734 (571 amino acids)
Biological process (GO): cell wall modification
Molecular function (GO): pectinesterase inhibitor activity; pectinesterase activity
Source: RefSeq, a predicted model, not a curated record